GACUCAUAACGAACCUCCAAUUUUGGCGCAAACGGAGCAAGCCCAAAAUCACCGUUUUCAUUGAGACAGACAGGAGUCGCUUCGUUGAACUGUUUUGCUCUCUUUAACACGUGGAGGCGACAGUGGAUGGGACAUGGUUUUGCAACAUCGAAGGGGAAAAUGACUUGUUUACUGAGGCGUCGUGUGAUUGAGAUUUUUCCACAGUUUUGACGCGCCCGUCGUGCGCAGGGACUGUUAAUGGCGCUCAUUAUCAUUUGACUGUAUUCAUGUGAGAGAGAGAGAGAAAGAGAGAGAGAGAGAGAGAGAGAAUCUAAUAUCUACUCGACUCAUGGAGUGUGCGUCUGAGAGCAAUGGUCUGUAAAGUUGGGUGGAAAUAUGAACGCGCCUCACAACCAAUUUCCCCCCUCAAAUAGAUAAGCGACGAGACUACUCUGUUUGCUUUGACAGGCAGACAAUCAGCACAUCUACUACUCCGAAAUGUAUGUUUAUGUUUUAUUAUGGGCGGUAAGGUAGGAGAAUUGAGUUGAAUUUGGCGCGGAGCGCGUGGGAGGCAUUGGCAAGUACAGUCUCAAUUCCGCGCUGAGAUGUUAAGGAGCGUACACGCGCUCGACAGUUUACCAUGAUGUCUCGAGUUCAGUCGAUGCUGUCGCAGAGGAAUCUCCAUCCAAAAUAGAUCUCAUCCCCGUUAUCGACGUUUAAACGACUGAAUACGGCGUGUUGCUGUUGUUUUCUCCAAAAGGAUGCGAUAUUGACGGAAUCCCCCCUCAGAGGAGGCACGCGGACCUGUUCCACAAGCUCCACUGCGGAAAGCGCUCGAGACUCAGAAAUAAAUAACAGAAAUAUUAGGGUGAAGAAGCUAUGUGUGUCGACUGAUUGACUGAACGUAUUUUUUCUUCGCUUUUUUGGUGAAUCUCUGUGUGGAAUGGACACGGUAAACACAAGGGCACUGGUGGAAUUACGCCGUUGAGAGCGCUGAACUUGACGGAUUUGUUUAUAAAGAAACAGCAAGGUUAUACGACGAAGAGUGAGGACAAGGUGUCAUUCUUGACUGGCAUUUUGGAAAUGUAUUGCGAGGAUUUUAGAACACUGAACACUUAAGCUCCUGUCAAGGUGGUUCGCCGAAGGUCUGAGGAAAAAAUGCGCCGAGAAACGCGCCUUCUCUGUGAGGAAAUCUUGGUGGAUAACAUUCAGAAGACAUCGGUCAGUUUCACAGAUGGCACAUUUCAACCCCGACGAGUCUUCUUCACUGACACCUCGUGACACGCAAGGGGCUGAAGCCAGGAAUGAUGGGAGCUGUAGUCCGCUUGAUGGUCUUAUGGGCUUUGCUGGGCGGGUCACAGGCCGCAGAGAAGCCUCCAUCCCUGAGCAUAGCUGUGAUAUUGGGCCAAACUCCUACAGUGUCCGAAUCAGCCCUGCGUCCGGCUCGUGGGAUUGGUGCACCUCUAGAUGUGACUGUACUCAGCAUCCAGGUGAAUCAGACGGACCCAGGGAGCAUGCUCACACACCUGUGUGAGCUCAUGUCCCGACAGAGACUGCAUGGACUGGUCUAUGGAGAUGGCACAGACCAGGAAGCCGUGGCACAGAUGCUGGACUUUGUUUCCUCUCAGACUUCCAUGCCCAUACUGGGAAUCCACGGCGGCUCUGCCAUGACUAUGGCCGAAAAGGUAAGCAUGUAUUCCUCCCUGUCCCUGGCUGGAUGUGUCUACUUUGUCAUCCCUUUUACCUAGAAACUAAACUGCAACC
Molecule: messenger RNA, 1743 nt
Organism: Danio rerio (zebrafish)
Lineage: Eukaryota; Metazoa; Chordata; Actinopteri; Cypriniformes; Danionidae
Source: RefSeq, a predicted model, not a curated record